This is a messenger RNA of Rattus rattus (black rat), 873 nucleotides long. RefSeq names its product inosine-5'-monophosphate dehydrogenase-like. Bases 1 to 873 code for a protein of 290 amino acids. Gene Ontology annotation, biological process: GTP biosynthetic process. The record is from RefSeq and is a predicted model, not a curated record. Lineage: Eukaryota; Metazoa; Chordata; Mammalia; Rodentia; Muridae. Gene Ontology annotation, molecular function: IMP dehydrogenase activity. The transcript has a single exon.
AUGUUUUUGUCUAAACUGAAAAGCAUAGAAGAAACACUCACAUUCGACGACAUACUGAUUAAACCUAACUUUUCCUCCGUUGACUUCGAUAAAGUAGAUCUUUCUCUUCGCCUAAACGAUAACUUAGUUCUUUCGCUCCCUAUUUUCUCGGCGGGAAUGGAUACUGUAACUGGUUAUGAAAUGGCCCGUGCGAUGAUUAUGAAUGGUUGUUGCGGCCCUCUUCAUAAGAACGAAACUAUUGCCAACAAUGCUGUUCAUGUUGCCAAAUUAAAGGCUGAAUUUGGAGAUUCUAAGCCUAUUGCUGUUUGUGUGGGUGUUGGUAAUAGCCUGGAAGAUAUAAAAACUUUAGUUGAUGCUGGAGCCAAUGUUCUUGUGGUUGAUUCGGCCCAUGGCCAUACUCAAAGAAUAGGAGACAUAGUUCAGCUAAUCGCUGACAAUUUUCCUAAGGUUUAUAUUAUUGCCGGCAAUAUAGUAACUAAAGCUGCAGCCGAAUGGUUGGUUUCCAAGGGAGCCCAUGCAGUUAAGGUAGGAAUAGGACCAGGUUCUAUUUGUACAACUCGUAAGGUUACUGGCAUAGGAAGAGGACAGGUCUCCUCAAUUGCGGAGGUUGCAGAAUAUUGCAAAACCAAAGGGAUUCUGGUUAUAGCAGAUGGAGGAAUAAGUGCCCCUGAUGACAUAAUGAAAGCCAUAACUUGCGGAGCACAAGCAAUUAUGUCCGGAUUUCUAUUUGCAGGAUGUUCCGAAUGCCCCGGAGAGGAGAUAACAAUAGAUGAUAAGAAAUAUAAACCCUAUAGGGGUAUGGGAAGCAUGUCUUCUAUGAAAUUGGGAAGUUCUGUUAGAUACGGGAAGGACAAAGUGGAUAGUGGUAAAUGA